UCCCGCCGGCUCUUUUGCUCUUCCGAGCUUUCGGCUCCUUGCCUUUCCACCUGUUUCCCGAGAAAGGCAGGAUCCUGGUCCCUGCUACGUUACUGGGGCCAUGGCAGGCCUGGGCCCCGGCGGAGGCGAUUCAGAGGGGGGACCCCGGCCCCUGUUUUGCAGAAAGGGGGCUCUGAGGCAGAAGGUGGUCCACGAAGUCAAGAGCCACAAGUUCACCGCUCGCUUCUUCAAGCAGCCAACCUUCUGCAGCCACUGCACUGACUUCAUAUGGGGGAUUGGAAAACAGGGCCUGCAAUGUCAAGUCUGCAGCUUUGUGGUUCAUCGACGAUGCCACGAAUUCGUGACCUUCGAGUGUCCAGGCGCUGGGAAGGGCCCCCAGACAGACGAUCCCCGGAACAAGCACAAGUUCCGUCUGCACAGCUACAGCAGCCCCACCUUCUGCGACCACUGUGGCUCCCUCCUUUACGGGCUGGUGCACCAGGGCAUGAAGUGCUCCUGCUGCGAGAUGAACGUGCACCGGCGCUGUGUGCGCAGCGUGCCCUCUCUGUGCGGUGUGGACCACACGGAGCGCCGCGGCCGCCUGCAGCUGGAAAUCCGAGCUCCCACUUCGGAUGAGAUCCACGUCACGGUUGGCGAGGCCCGUAACCUCAUCCCAAUGGACCCCAAUGGUCUGUCUGAUCCCUAUGUGAAACUGAAGCUCAUCCCAGAUCCUCGGAAUUUGACAAAACAGAAGACCCGGACGGUGAAAGCCACGCUAAACCCUGUGUGGAACGAGACCUUUGUGUUCAACCUGAAGCCGGGGGACGUGGAGCGCCGGCUCAGCGUGGAGGUGUGGGACUGGGACCGGACUUCCCGCAACGACUUCAUGGGUGCCAUGUCCUUUGGCGUCUCGGAGCUGCUCAAGGUUCCCGUGGACGGCUGGUACAAGUUACUGAACCAGGAGGAGGGCGAAUAUUACAAUGUGCCAGUGGCUGAUGCUGACAACUGCAGCCUCCUCCAGAAGUUUGAGGCCUGUAACUACCCCCUGGAACUGUACGAGAGGGUGCGGAUGGGUCCUUCUUCCUCUCCCAUCCCCUCCCCAUCUCCUAGUCCCACUGACUCCAAGCGCUGUUUCUUCGGGGCAAGCCCUGGACGUCUGCACAUCUCUGACUUCAGCUUCCUCAUGGUUCUAGGAAAAGGCAGUUUUGGGAAGGUGAUGCUGGCCGAGCGCAGGGGCUCCGAUGAGCUCUAUGCCAUCAAGAUCCUGAAGAAAGACGUGAUUGUCCAGGAUGACGACGUGGACUGCACCCUGGUGGAGAAACGCGUGUUAGCCCUGGGGGGUCGAGGCCCCGGAGGCCGGCCCCACUUUCUCACCCAGCUUCACUCCACUUUCCAGACCCCGGAUCGCCUGUAUUUUGUGAUGGAGUAUGUCACUGGGGGCGACUUGAUGUACCACAUUCAGCAGCUGGGCAAGUUUAAGGAGCCCCAUGCAGCGUUCUACGCAGCAGAAAUCGCCAUCGGCCUCUUCUUCCUUCACAAUCAGGGCAUCAUCUAUCGGGACCUGAAACUGGACAACGUGAUGCUGGAUGCUGAAGGACACAUCAAAAUCACUGACUUUGGCAUGUGUAAGGAGAACGUCUUCCCCGGGACCACAACUCGCACCUUCUGUGGGACCCCAGACUACAUAGCCCCCGAGAUCAUUGCCUACCAGCCCUAUGGGAAGUCUGUCGACUGGUGGUCCUUUGGGGUCCUGCUGUAUGAGAUGCUGGCGGGGCAGCCCCCAUUUGAUGGGGAAGACGAGGAGGAACUGUUCCAGUCCAUCAUGGAACAAACUGUCACCUACCCCAAGUCGCUUUCCCGGGAAGCUGUGGCCAUCUGCAAGGGGUUCCUAACCAAGCACCCAGCAAAGCGCCUGGGCUCGGGGCCAGAUGGAGAACCCACCAUCCGAGCUCAUGGCUUUUUCCGUUGGAUCGACUGGGAACGGCUGGAACGAUUAGAGAUCGCGCCUCCUUUCAGACCCCGCCCGUGUGGCCGCAGCGGCGAGAACUUCGACAAGUUCUUCACGCGGGCGGCGCCAGCGUUGACUCCCCCAGACCGCCUAGUUCUGGCCAGCAUCGACCAAACCGAAUUCCAAGGCUUCACCUAUGUCAACCCGGAUUUCGUGCACCCGGAUGCCCGCAGCCCCAUCAGCCCAGCACCUGUGCCAGUCAUGUAAUCUCACCUGCCGCCACUAGGUGUCCCCAUGGCUCCCUCCGCCGCGCCAGCCUUACCCCUACCUCACGCGCCCCCGUACUUCACCACCCCCUCUCCAAUUCUAGAUCUUGCUCCCCAACGUUCUGGCCUCUGCCCUCCCCCUCCCUGCCCCGGGUUCCAGAUGCCCCUCCCAAGCGUUC
This is a messenger RNA of Lagenorhynchus albirostris (white-beaked dolphin), 2372 nucleotides long. RefSeq names its product protein kinase C gamma (gene PRKCG). Bases 101 to 2194 code for a protein of 697 amino acids. Gene Ontology annotation, molecular function: diacylglycerol-dependent serine/threonine kinase activity; ATP binding; zinc ion binding. The record is from RefSeq and is a predicted model, not a curated record. The transcript has 18 exons. Lineage: Eukaryota; Metazoa; Chordata; Mammalia; Artiodactyla; Delphinidae. Gene Ontology annotation, biological process: protein phosphorylation.